Brassica napus (rape) is the source of this 222-nucleotide messenger RNA. NCBI's taxonomy places the organism in Eukaryota, Viridiplantae, Streptophyta, Magnoliopsida, Brassicales, Brassicaceae. The record is from the annotation of a RefSeq genome assembly.
AUGGCUACACAAACUGUUGAAGAUAGUUCUAGAUCUGGUCCAAGAAGCACUACUGUAGGGAAGUUAUUGAAACCGUUGAAUUCUGAAUAUGGUAAAGUAGCUCCUGGAUGGGGAACGACCCCUUUGAUGGGUGUUGCAAUGGCACUAUUUGCGGUAUUCCUAUCUAUUAUUUUGGAGAUUUAUAAUUCCUCUGUUCUACUGGAUGGAAUUUCAAUGAAUUAG